AAUGAAUAUUAAUUAAAUUACAAAAACAAAAUUAGCAGAUCUAAAACGGAAACCGGAAGUGUUAAAAAGAUCUUUGACGCCACAAAAAAAAACAUUAAAAACUAGCCAAAAUGGCUUCGCAAAUUUUAACUUUUCUAGUGAUUUUAUUUAUGGCCACAUUUUGCUUAGAUUUUACACAAUCUUGGAUGAAAUUCAACAGUUUUACAGCCAAAAAACGUACGGAUUUGAAAAAAAGAUGUCCUAAUGUACGUGCUCAACGUAAUUUCGAUUUGGAAGCCAUGAUGGGCUGUUGGUAUGUGGUGCAGUAUUAUGCCUCCACAGAAGAAUUGCCAGAAUACGCCUGCAUGCGUAGUCACUUUACAUUCACCAGUAAUGAUCAGCAUAUUACGAUGAACUUUACCUACAUAUAUGCUGAGGAUCCAUUGAGAGAAAAACUGCAAGGCAAUAUUACAUGGCUAAUUCCAGAGUUUAAUACACCUUCUCAUUGGAUGCACACGGAAGAUAUUUAUGAAGGCAUUUACAACACAUAUGUCUUGGAUACCGAUUACAAGUCUUGGGGACUUAUAAUGCAUUGUGCGGAGAAAAAGAAACAUCCACGAUAUUUAUCAGCUUUAUUACUAUCACGAGAACCAACAUUAGGUGAUAACGUAGUAAAUUUCUUAAGAGAGAAAUUACCGCGAUACGAUAUAGAUCUAUCAUUUAUGUUUCCCAUUAAUCACACAUCAUGUGAUAAUCUAAUGGAAUCAUCACAGGACGAUCCUUUGGCCUAUAUAGUGAAUGGACGAAAAAAUGCUAAGCAAAUGUUUAAAGUUAUAUUAAAGAAUUAAUAAAAAAUAUUAUCUUCUAGAAUUAAAUCCAUCAAAAUAAUCUUGAAUUGAAAUGUAAAAUAAAUUUUACAUGUUAUUAAAAAUAUGUAUAAAGUUUUCUUUGUUUAUUGUAUUUUUUAAAUAUAUACAUGUAUUCAAUAAUUUGUAAUAGAAUUCAAUAAAAUCAUUUAUAUUUUUGUGAAAUUAAGACCACCAAAUAAAUGUA
This is a messenger RNA of Calliphora vicina (urban bluebottle blowfly), 1032 nucleotides long. RefSeq names its product lipocalin/cytosolic fatty acid-binding protein Karl (gene Karl). The record is from RefSeq and is a predicted model, not a curated record. Gene Ontology annotation, cellular component: cytoplasm. The transcript has 5 exons. Lineage: Eukaryota; Metazoa; Arthropoda; Insecta; Diptera; Calliphoridae. Bases 111 to 827 code for a protein of 238 amino acids. Gene Ontology annotation, biological process: lipid metabolic process; response to reactive oxygen species.